CAAUCUCUCAUUUUUCUCCUUGCUACGCAGUAUGGACCCUCAGGGUAGCAGUGAGGACCCUCAGGAUAGUAGUCCUCAGACUUCUGACUCUUCUGACGCUGAUGUUUAUCCUCCAGUGUAUGGACCCUCAGGGUAGCAGUACGGACCCUCAGGGUAGCAGUAUGGACUCUAGUAGUCCUGUGGAUUCUAACUCUACUGACCCUAACGUUUAUCCUCCAGCGAACAUGAAUAUCACCCUUCUCCAUGCUGGUAAACCUAAUGUCCAAAAAAUUCCAACUGAUGCGACAGUUGGUUUCGUGAGGGAACUCUUACAUGAAAGGUUUACCAUCCCAUUGGAGAGGGUGGAGCUGCACAUUAAUCUUCUUCCACUACCACUACAGCCAUUACCGGAUGAAAUGAAUAUGCUAGAUGUUUAUCCUUUUUUGGAAGAGAAGCAUGAAUUCCGUUUGUACAGGAAAAUUGAGAUUUGGAUUAAGAUAGUAAGCUCUGGUGAACGAUAUGGGUUACUUGUGAAUGAGAAUCUUAAAGCGGCCUUCUUGUACGCAAUACUCACUUCAAAUGGAAUUGAUAUUAAGCACAAGUUGCUUUACUAUCCAGAAAAUCAACCUGUUGAUGAUAGUUUGCUUCUUUGGGGUUGCGGAAUUCGUGAAGGGUCUGAGCUAUAUCUAAAAUGAGUUCCAUUAGGGAUUAACUAUGAUAUUAUAAUACUAUAUUACCAUAAAUAAAUACACCCUAGUGCAUAAUUAUUAAUAUAGGAAAUAAUUUCAAGUUUACAAGUCCAAGUUUGGGAAAUUGAAUGUAGUGAAGCAAGCAAAUCCAAUGAAUUUUCCAUGAAUUUUAUGGAAAUCUUGAACAAGUA
Molecule: messenger RNA, 859 nt
Organism: Quercus lobata
Lineage: Eukaryota; Viridiplantae; Streptophyta; Magnoliopsida; Fagales; Fagaceae
Exons: 3
Coding region: 102-674 (190 amino acids)
Source: RefSeq, a predicted model, not a curated record